AUGAUAGUGGAGAAUAUUACUGGUUACGAGAAAACGCAAAGCAUCAAAGAAAGCCUUUUCUUUGUAGUAUCAGUAGCUGGACAGGCAAACGACCAUCUUAUAUUUCUUUCAGUGCUGCAUUCUUUUUUGUCUGUUACUGCAGUUGUGGGCAACACUCUGAUCCUAAUCGCUCUCUACAAGGAAUCUUCACUUCAUCCGCCGUCCAAACUACUCUAUCGUAACCUCGCAGUCACUGAUAUAUGCGUUGGCAUUAUUCUUGAACCGCUUGCUUUUACGUAUUGGAUAGCUCAUUUGACUGAACGAUGGACUGUUUGGCGCUAUCCACUCGACUCAAACUUAAUCAUCAGCUAUAUUUUAUGUAGCGUGUCUUUGCUGACAAUGACUGCCAUAAGCGUGGACCGACUUCUCGCCUUGAUGCUAGGUCUCAGGUACAGACACGUUGUGACUUUGAAAAGAACAUAUGCAUCGAUAACCAUGUUUUGGGUU
Molecule: messenger RNA, 486 nt
Organism: Porites evermanni
Lineage: Eukaryota; Metazoa; Cnidaria; Anthozoa; Scleractinia; Poritidae
Source: the annotation of a GenBank genome assembly